Messenger RNA from Cygnus olor (mute swan), 3633 nucleotides. Its product is annotated as glycine receptor subunit alpha-4. Gene Ontology annotation, biological process: chloride transmembrane transport; chemical synaptic transmission; regulation of membrane potential. NCBI's taxonomy places the organism in Eukaryota, Metazoa, Chordata, Aves, Anseriformes, Anatidae. Gene Ontology annotation, cellular component: neuron projection; plasma membrane; synapse. Gene Ontology annotation, molecular function: transmembrane signaling receptor activity; glycine binding; transmitter-gated monoatomic ion channel activity. The coding region runs from base 94 to 1584 and encodes 496 amino acids. The transcript has 10 exons. The record is from RefSeq and is a predicted model, not a curated record.
GGCCCCGGUGCUGCGGGAUCGGGAGCGGGGGAGCCGCCGCCGCCGGCCGGGUCAUGCCCGUGAGGCCGGGGCGGCGGGGCUGCGGGCUGCGGGAUGGGAACGCUCCGGGCCGGCGCCUUCGCCUUCCUCCUCCUCCUCCUCCUCGGCUGCCUCCUGCCCCGGCGCGGCCCGCUCAGGCUGGUCUCAGGGAGGGAGGAGAUCAAAUCUGCCUCCCGCAGCUCGCCCCAGCCCAUGUCGCCCUCUGAUUUCCUGGACAAGCUUAUGGGACGGACGUCGGGGUACGAUGCCCGGAUUCGGCCCAACUUCAAAGGUCCGCCCGUCAACGUGACGUGCAACAUCUUCAUCAACAGCUUCGGCUCCGUCACCGAGACGACCAUGGACUACCGGGUGAACGUCUUCCUGCGGCAGCAGUGGAACGACCCCCGGCUGGCCUACCGCGAGUACCCCGACGACUCCCUCGACCUCGACCCCUCCAUGCUCGACUCCAUCUGGAAGCCGGACUUGUUCUUCGCCAACGAGAAAGGGGCCAAUUUCCACGAGGUCACCACCGACAACAAGCUGCUGCGCAUCUUCAAGAACGGCAACGUGCUCUACAGCAUCAGGCUGACGCUGAUCCUGUCCUGCCCCAUGGACCUCAAGAACUUCCCCAUGGACAUCCAGACGUGCACGAUGCAGCUGGAGAGCUUCGGCUACACCAUGAACGACCUGAUCUUCGAGUGGCUGGAGGAGCAGGAGGCCGUGCAGGUGGCGGAGGGCUUGACGCUGCCGCAGUUCAUCCUCAGGGAUGAGAAGGACCUGGGCUACUGCACCAAGUACUACAACACAGGCAAGUUCACCUGCAUCGAGGUGAAGUUCCACCUGGAGAGGCAGAUGGGCUACUACCUGAUCCAGAUGUACAUCCCCAGCCUGCUCAUCGUCAUCCUCUCCUGGGUCUCCUUCUGGAUCAACAUGGACGCGGCGCCGGCGCGGGUGGGCCUGGGCAUCACCACCGUGCUCACCAUGACCACGCAGAGCGCCGGCUCCCGCGCCUCGCUGCCCAAGGUCUCCUACGUGAAGGCCAUCGACAUCUGGAUGGCCGUCUGCCUGCUCUUCGUCUUCGCCGCCUUGCUGGAGUACGCCGCCGUCAACUUCGUGUCCCGGCAGCACAAGGAGUUCAUGCGCCUGCGGCGGCGCCAGCGGCGGCAGAGGAUGGGCCUGAGCAGCGGGAUGGCCAGCCUCGAGUCCCUGCAGCAGCUGAGCAGCCAGCACAGCGGCGAGCACACCUACGCGACGCUCUCGCAGCUCUCCAGCUCCAGGGAGGAAGAGCUCGUCCGCGAGAGCCGCUUCUACUUGCGAGGCUACGGCCUGGGCCACUGCCUGCAGGCGAAGGAGGGUCCCGGGGAGGGUCCCGGCAUCUACAGCCCCCCCCCGGCCAGCGCGCUGCUGCGGGAAGGGGAGACCCUCCGCAGGCGCUACGUCGACCGGGCCAAGCGAAUCGACACCAUCUCCCGAGCCGUCUUCCCCUUCACCUUCCUGGUCUUCAAUAUCUUCUACUGGGUUGUCUACAAAGUGCUGCGCUCGGAGGACGUCCACCCGGUGCCCUGAGGCCCGAAAACGAGGGACCACCUCUUGGCCAGACCCCCCCCCCGGGUGCCCGGAGGCCACGAGCCCAGCCAGAGCCACGUUUGUGUCUGUCACACCUCGGAGCGGCGGCACACCCAGGCUGGGUCUCGGGGCGAGGACACGUGGCAGCCCCCGUGUCCCUCCGGGUGCUGAGGGAGGGGACCAGGUCCCCGUGGCCGGCUGGGGAAGGGGACCCUCCUGCCCCAUGUGUGGCUUCAACCCUGGGUACUCCAGGACGCUGAGCUGCUGGGAGGGCUCCAGUACCCGGGGAUGCUGCGCUGCUGGGACCCUGGGGACCCCACCGCUCCCCCCAACGCCCUCCAUCGCUCUGCACCCCCAUGUCAGGCUGCUGCCCCCCCCCCGGAGCUGCUGUGGACCACCAUCAGCCAGGCAAGAGGCCGCAGUUCUCUCGCCCAGAGAGCUCGGAGCUCGCUCGUGGGAGACGGCAGGCAGCCCCCUGCCUGUGCCCGGCCACAGCCCCCAGCCCCCAGCCCAGCCAGGCCAGGGACAGGGCCCCUCCGGCCCCCUCCCAGCCCCACAGCACAGUGAAGGGUCGGGGCCAGGCAGCUUUCUCGCUGCAGAGCCCAGCGCUGCCCCUGCUCCAGGGCACUUGUCCCAGGAGCGAUGUCUGUGACGUCCUUCCCCAUCCCCGACUGCCACCCGCCCUGCCAGGGCCCUGGUCCCACGGAUGGAGAAGGAACACGGAUGGCACACAGCCCACGGGCAGGAGCUGCUCAGCACCCCGGGCAGGAUGGGGCGCACAGCCCCUCUGCUGAGGGAGGUUGUUUGGGGCUGGAAGUGGUGGGGCAGCUCGGCUGGCCCCCUUGGAGGAGCGGGGCGGUGGUGGCGUCUCCGCACCGCUACGUCCGCACCGGCAGCCGCCGCAGGAUGCGGCUGUGCUCCUCGGGAGGAGGUGGCGGCACGUCACCGCGGUGCCAGCAGCAGAGAGCAGGAGGUGGAAUCGCCCCAGCCUUGCUGACCCCGGCCCCCAGUUUCCUUCCCCCAGCCCCACUCCAGCCCCCAGGUGUGGUGUCCCCGGGCGGGUUCACCCCAGCUGCUCCUCCACCGGAGAGCAUCUGAACCCUCGACUUCAAAAUUCAGCAAGGCUUCCAGCCCUCCAAACCUGGACGUCCUCCGUGCUUAGCUGGAAAUAAAAGCAGUAGGCAACGUUUCUGUAGGUCCUGCAGUGAGAAAUGUGUCGAUGCUCUCCUUUCUCCCUGCUCACAGCAAGCCCAGGCGGGGCUCGCAUCCUCGGUGGGGUGGUUUGCUGCAGACCCCCGGCAUCCAUCCCCCCACAGUCCCAGGAGCGGGCACAGGCAGGGCAGGACGGGGAUGGGAUUUGUCCCUUUCCUGAGAGGCCCUGGUGCCACCACGGCACAGCGAGGGCACCCAGUGACCUGCCGCUCCAGGCAGGCCCGCCUGGACACAGGCAGAGGGGUGAAGCAGCCCCAUGAAGCCAGCCCGGGCAGAAAUGCCACCCGCAGCCCCCAGCUUCCCUCCUGCCCCCACGCAGGCAUUGCCCCCUCCCUCUCCCUAAUAAUGUGGAGCAAAGCCCUACGCCCCCACACCCCGCCGCCGAGCUGCCCAGCACCUGCUUUGCGAGCCCCCCCGCCCCGUUCUGAGCCACGCGCACCCAUUUCACAGAUGGGCAAGUGGAGGAGAAGCGGCCCCCGGGGAAGGCAGGGCCCACCAGGACAGGCUGAGAUGGCUCCAGCCCAUCAGCACUGCUGGGUGCCCCCCCCCCGCUGCUGCCCCACCUCAGGCAGCCUUCAGAGUCUUGCUUUUCGGGGGGAGCCCAUCGGGAGGUGAUGCCGGCACGUGGGCAGCACCUACAGGUGCCUGGUGGCCAACCAAACCUCCAGCACCUGCGGGUUUUUAAACAGCCUCGAUCUUCCUACACAAAUAAAACCUUACUGGGAUUUUCAGCGGUGUGCUGGGGGUUUCUCUCUGCCCAGGACCCUGUGGCCUGAUCCGGCUCCAGCUCCCAGCUGCGGGAGGGAUGUAGGGACAAGGAUGCACCAGCCCUGCAAU